This is a messenger RNA of Vicia faba (fava bean), 654 nucleotides long. Lineage: Eukaryota; Viridiplantae; Streptophyta; Magnoliopsida; Fabales; Fabaceae. The record is from the annotation of a GenBank genome assembly.
AUGGCUGCUGCAUUAUCGCAUGCUGAUGCCAACACUGAUGCAGUGGGAGAAGACGAAUAUAAGAUCGUUCAUUUCACGUAUAGCAUCAACAAACACAGCAUUAAAAAAAUACCGACCGGUAACAUCUACAAGCAAACCCUACUUUCUGGAUUCAACUUCACAAAAAAUUAUAAAAUUAUAACGGCAAAGAAAAAGCUUUAUAUACACGAAAACCAUUGCGAAGAUAUAUAUUUGUUAUCGAGAGAUAACAUCAGAAGUUAUCGAAGCAAAUAUCAGUUUUUACAUAUUGGCUUGGUACAAUUCUCCAUCGAAAUGAACCCGUGGUGUGAUCGUCGCCAUAUGCGAGUUAGAUUAAGAGACUCAAAGUACUCAAAUGUUGGAGACUCUAUUUUAGUAUGUUUUGAAACACCAGUGAAGGAAGGUUCAAUGAAGUUUAAUUGGUUUCCCAAUUUUUCAACUACUUUGUUUGAUCUUGGGAAUUCUAACGGUUUGAUAGUUACUAUAGAUCCUUCGGAUUCUACAGAUUUAACUGUUAAGUAUAGAGUUUGUUAUAAAUUAAUGAAGAAAGCUCUUAAGCCAGAUUACCUAUUUGGAAAUCCAGUGGUUGAGGUAAACACUGAGAUCACAAACUUUGUCGUUCCUCAAAUCUCUUGA